CUGUCUCUCGUAGCUGGCAGAACUGAGGCGGCGGGGAAUCGGACGCGAUUUCUACCUCAGGCUCCCCACUUCAUGGCGGCCCGCCGGCUCCGGGAAGUCUGGCGACUGGGAGCGCGGGGAGGGCUGAGGCCGCGAGCGCCCCCGACCGGCUGUUCCAGGUACAUGCCGUCCUGUGGGAUUUUGAUGAUCCGUGCCCCCCAAGCUGUCAGCAGUGCCGAUUGGGAUCUUAGUGCUCAGCACAGCCGGACGUUUAUCAACUUUACAGGGCCUUUCACCAACAAACGGAAGGAAUAUUCGGAAAGGAGGAUCCUUGGUUACUCCAUGCAGGAGAUCUAUGAAGUUGUGUCCAAUGUGGAUGAAUAUAAGGAAUUUGUUCCCUGGUGCAAGAAAUCAGUUGUGGUCUCUAAGCGGACAGGCCACGUGAAGGCCCAGCUGGAAGUUGGGUUUCCUCCUGUUGUGGAACGUUACACAUCCAUUGUGACACUGGUGCGGCCCCAUCUAGUAAAGGCGGUCUGCACUGAUGGGAAGCUCUUCAACCACCUGGAGACCAGCUGGCGUUUCAGCCCUGGCAUUCCUGGCUACCCCCGCACGUGUACAGUGGACUUCUCGAUUUCCUUCGAGUUCCGCUCCCUGCUGCACUCGCAGCUGGCUACCGUUUUCUUCGACGAGGUGGUCAAGCAGAUGGUCGCUGCUUUUGAACGCCGGGCGGCAAAGAACUUCGGUCCCGAGACCCGCAUUCCCCGAGAGCUCAUGUUCCACGAGAUCCACCAGACGUGAAGGGCUCCCUGCUGCUUUGGUGGCCACGCGGACACUGUGCUGGGGUGUGCAUUCAUGGCUUCCCCAGCCCCUCUGUUUUUAUCUAUUUAUUUGGUUUCUCCUGGUAUCCUGUCUUAAUUUAUCCACUGGGCCUGGUGUGAUGAAGAGAGACUUUUUCCUAAGGAAAGGGCCAGGUGGUCAUGUUACCUCCGGAGCAACCUCUUAACUGUCUGUUUUGCCUAGUCAUGCUCUUAUGCUGGGUCAUACAUACAUAUUUUGUUUUGUAGGACUUUCUUUGAAGCCCUUCUCCUCCCCUCCCCGUUAAUCCCCCAGUCUGUGGAUCGUCUCCCAUCCCAUUCUCCGCCCAUUUUGUAUGUGCCAGCAUGUGCCAGCCUGUCUUAGGCUGAGGACAGUGCCGAACCCUGUUUCUCUGGGGAACGGGGUGGCUGAAGCUCACAGCAUGUGGUCGUGUGUUCUCUUUCUGUGCCUAGUGAAGGGCCCAUUGGAAAUCGUGCCUCAUAAAUCACUUGAUUUUAAAAAAAAAGGAAAGGAAGAAAGCCCUGAACUGGACUGCCUCUCGACAACAGAGAAUAAGCAUGGAGAGGCUGUACUUUUUGUCUGGCAGUCUCCUUAGCUGUUAGCGGUUGGAUUUGCCAGACUCUGCUGGUUGAACGUUGGUUUGGAGUGCAGUAGCGGAAAUGCAGGCGUGCUGGAGAGGAGCAGGCAAACAGUACAGAGUGGCUGGUGCCUGUUACUGAGGGUGCUGAUAGAGGGUGCUCUGCGGUUGCUGCAUUCUUUGAGGCUGUGCGAAGCUAACGUCGUACUUGUGCUGAAACAUCAGGCUGGGAUUCUUCUUCCUUGCCCAAUCAGUACCAUAUCACCACUAGGCUAUCUAAGGGAGAUUAGCACCCAGCCAGCUGCCCCGUGUCUUCCUUUUGGUUGACAGCAGAGUGCAGAGUAGCAAACGAUGAGUGCCAAAUAAAGGGCCAAGGGGAAGAUAUGGCCCUCUUGGAGCCGGAAUAGUUUUAGAAAUGUUAGAAGACACACUCCAAAUGGGUGCACAUUUGCGGUGGGGGAAAGAGAAAGGAAGCAGGAUUACUUGCUUGUUGGGAGUGCAACCAGAGCUUUCUGCAGAAAUUCAGAUUCCUCUGUCCUCCUGUUUCAUUAAAACCAAUGUCCAACACUCUUGAAAGGUCACCUAAAACCCAGAGGUGGGUAUUUUGGUUGCGGCCUUUUGAAGUGCUGUGCCUACGGCACCUUUGGGAUUAUUGAGACAGUGGGUUGCAUGAGCCUGCCAGCGCUCCCCUAGCUGCUUUCUGCUUUGCAUUAUGGGAAUGGAAUAUAACAUUAUCAGGCUGGGGGCUGCUGCUUUGAGGACAGGGCUUCCACCUCCACAGAAGCAUGGUCCCUCUUCCAUCAAAUAUUUCCACACAGGGAGAGUGACUAUGCCUUGUGCAGCCCACUUGAGAUGAAGCGCCACCCGUGGGGAGUGAUUAGCAUGCCAGUUUCCAGCUGGCUUGUGGGAAGGUGCUUAGUUGGGGUGUGUAGAUCCCAGCUGCAAUUCUAAGUCUUGCAGAGUCUUGAAAGCUGCAUGUUGAGACCAACCAUGCCUGCCCAGCAGCUGUCCCUGAAAUUGCCUGCUGUUCCCAUGACCACCAUUGUGGGUCUCCCCAAAUCCCACCCUGCACCUUUCCCUGGUGCAGACAUCCAUUUGUGUUGCCUAUUUUGCUGUAAACUCGCUACCCUGUUUUGAGCGGGAAAAAGGAGUUUAUCUACGUUUAGACGCACAUUUUGCACAAGCGGCGUGGACACAAGCACACGACUGCUGGGGUUGAGCCCUGCGAUGUGGGCUUGGGGUAUUCCAGGCCCUAUUGCUUCCAAGUUUCAGGCGCCAGGGUGUUUGUGUGCUUGCUUUUAUGAAGAUGUCAUGUUGCAUAACUUGGGGUGAGAGUGAUCACUAUGUUUUUCACAGAUUCCUGUGGCUCUCUGCUCAGCGGAAGGAGGAAGAUAGGUUAAAACGGCAGGUUGAGGGGAAAUAAAGUAGGUGGAUGAACCGUG
Lacerta agilis (Sand lizard) is the source of this 2814-nucleotide messenger RNA. It is a transcript of the gene COQ10A, whose product is annotated as coenzyme Q10A. The record is from RefSeq and is a predicted model, not a curated record. Gene Ontology annotation, cellular component: mitochondrion. Gene Ontology annotation, biological process: ubiquinone biosynthetic process; cellular respiration. NCBI's taxonomy places the organism in Eukaryota, Metazoa, Chordata, Lepidosauria, Squamata, Lacertidae. Gene Ontology annotation, molecular function: ubiquinone binding. The coding region runs from base 73 to 777 and encodes 234 amino acids. The transcript is spliced from 5 exons.